UUCCUGUUGGAGAGACUUUGGGCUCCUGCUCGAUCAUCCACGGAGCAUAUUGAUUUUUUAAAGUGCUUUAGUCUUUGGCCUCGUAACAAAUGGGGGAGGCAGACUGCAGACGCCCUCCCUUUCGAAGGCUGUGCCGUAAUUUCAAGGCAGAAGGCGAGAUGUGAUCCCAGGCCCCAGACUGACUAGCGCUGAAUCGUGGCGCCGUUUUGGAGGGAAAUGACUGCCUCUUUCUUUUGCUGCAAAGAAGGGAGCCGUGAUGUGGAGAGGGCAGCUCCAGCCUGAGUGAAGGAAGUCAUAUGCAGGAGGAAUGGAAGGAAGCACCCGUUUACUAUGCACAAUGACAGGUUUAUGAUGGUUCUCUAAAAGCCAAAGAGCUCUUUGUAAACUGUCAGAUCCUUGCCCCUCUCGACGUUCCUGGGAAGAAGGAUGUGUGGGCGCUGGGCUGAUUUGGAAAGGGAAGAAACUCCAGGAUUUCCUUCAGAAUCUGGAAGCAAGGAUGAGAACAGGAGCCUGCCAAAAGGCAUAGAAGCAAGUUCUGAAGUCCUUUGCUGGUUGGAACUUGGACUUCCCUGCCAUCCUCUUCCUGCCUGGACUCCCGAUGAAGGGCUGGGAGUUGGGUUUCUGCUUUCCAGACCUGGAGAUGUUCUUUUGCUGGGAGUACAGGAAGAAGCAGCAGCAGCCCAUGAUGGCCCACAGGAAAGUGGUUUUUGGCCAACAGCUGGCGGAGACCAUGGUGUAUGAGCAGAAAUUUGGGAAGCAUCAGGUCCCCAUCUUGGUUGAGAAAUGUGCCGAGUUCAUCAGGAAGCACGGCCUGAACGAAGAGGGCAUCUUCCGGCUUCCUGGCCAGGACAACCUGGUGAAAGAGCUGCGGGAUGCCUUUGACGCGGGAGAGAGGCCGUCCUUUGACCAAGACACAGACGUUCACACGGUGGCUUCUCUGCUUAAACUCUACCUCAGGGAACUCCCUGAGCCUGCCAUACCUUGGACACAGUAUGAGGACUUUCUCUUGUGCGGCCAGCUUCUGACGGCUGAUCAGGCAAAGGGUCACCGGCAGCUAGUGAAGCAGCUCUCUCUUCUGCCUCGGGACAAUUACAACCUCCUCAGUUACAUCUGCCGGUUCCUGCAUGAAGUCCAGCAGAGUUCCACCACCAACAAGAUGAGUGUGGAGAAUCUGGCGACAGUGUUUGGGGUGAAUCUCAUCAGACCAAAGAUGGAAGACCCUGCCACCAUUAUGAGAGGCACUCCUCAGAUCCAGAAGGUGAUGUCAACCUUGAUCAGCGACCAUGCAAAGCUCUUUCCCAUAUCGAAAGACGUAGCACCUGCUCCGCCUCUGCAGAAGAGCGAAUCCAAUAAAUCUCCAGUUCCUCGCAGCUCCGUUGGCUGGGAUGCUGCCCAGAGGCCGCUCAUGGCCAGGGCAGGGAACAGGACUCUACUGCGGCAAAUCAAAGACGACCCUGACGUCUCCAUCUCUGAAUCGGCUGCCAGGUCAGCUCAGUCGGCAGAAGGUAACGGGGAGACAUGGACAGAAGAGCCCAGGAAAAGGACACAGACACUACCGAGCAGGAAAUGCUUUUCUUUCCUUUCCUCCAACAGAGGGAACCAAAGCACGGAUGGAAAUGAGAUUUUCAACAGUGAAUUUUGGUCCUCACCUUCCCCAGCCGGCCUGCAGCCUGUUUCUUCUACAGGUGCCCACAAAAGGACGCUCUCGGGGGGACUGUCCAAGUGGUUCAAUCUCCCCCAGGCUUCCAACUCCCACACCCUCAGUGGUUCAGCGCUGGAAACGAGGAAGGAGGCCCACGAUGAGAGACCAUUGGACCAGAUUAGUGAAAUUUCAGGGCAGGGUUCUCCAAUACAUGACAUUCCUCAUCCUGGGCAAAACGGGGCAGUGGUUGCAAACCCCAGUCCUGAAAGCAGCGGCUGCCACUCGGAGGACCCCGAGGUGCUUAGGAAGAUGAUUGUGGAGCUGAAGGAGGAGAUGGAGUCACAGAAAAAGGACUACGAAGAGCAAAUUAGGAGCCUCGAGAAGGAGAACUAUGAGGUCUGGGCCAAAGUGGUAAGGCUGAACAAAGAGAUCGAGAAAGAAAAGAAUAGGUUUGCUGAGCUGGAAAGUAAGCUUCAGAGCGUCGAGCGUUCCCAGGCUGACGCUGAAAAGAAGAACAAACUUCUGGAGAACUCCAUAAAGUCCAUGAUCCAAUCGGCAACGAAAACUGACUAAGGGGAAGGGCCGCUCAUUCUGAACAGAAACUAGCCGUGCUCCUUGCAGGGCAGGGGGGCGGCCAGAGGCUUUUCCAAGCACUGUGCCUGCCUUUCUUUCAAUGGCCUGAUGUGCUGGGUCACGAGUCAGGCCUGGUGGAGACUGGUGGGUCCCAGGCGGCUGAUAGAUGCUCUUAGUAAAUGCUGGAGAGCUGCAACGUCCUCCCGCAGCCAACUCUCUUUGCAAUAAUAGCACAGCUGCCUCAGGCCAUUUUGCUUCCUGACCCCCAUUGAUUAAACAUCCCAUUCUUGUGGCCAAAUUGCAAGAGCUGCCACCCCAGCAUUCUUUCACUUGCUGGCUUUUUGUGUGUGUUUUCAUUCCAUGUUGUAUUUAUUUUGCCAGGACAGUGUUCAGCCCUCCUUUUAAUCCCGUUUGGCAAUCUGGAUUGCAGGACCAGGCAUCGGGUUCCCAUACCCCAACUCAUGCAAAUAAGAGAGCA
This is a messenger RNA of Lacerta agilis (Sand lizard), 2693 nucleotides long. It is a transcript of the gene ARHGAP25, whose product is annotated as Rho GTPase activating protein 25. The coding region runs from base 599 to 2215 and encodes 538 amino acids. Gene Ontology annotation, cellular component: phagocytic cup. Gene Ontology annotation, molecular function: GTPase activator activity. The transcript is spliced from 8 exons. Gene Ontology annotation, biological process: activation of GTPase activity; actin filament organization; signal transduction. Lineage: Eukaryota; Metazoa; Chordata; Lepidosauria; Squamata; Lacertidae. The record is from RefSeq and is a predicted model, not a curated record.